AUGGGCGCACUGUGCUCUGGCGAACCAGCGCCAAAGAAGAUCACUGUGUACUAUUGGGGCCCCCACCCAGGCACGCCAUUCUACGGCCGCGGCAUCGGCAUCUACCUGACGCUCAACCAGGCCAAGUUCAAGUACGACACCGCGACGCCGGGAGACAUUCCCGACGGCAGUGCCAUGGCGCCCCCAGUGGUCGACAUCGACGGAGCCUGCAUGGGUCAGACCCCCGCCAUUCUCGUUGCGCUCGGUGAGAAGUUCCAGCUGGGUGGCAAGACCCCCGAGGAGAAGAUGCGAUGCCUGCAGGCGCUUGAAGACAUGAACGACGUCUUCGGAGAGCACGGCAAGAUGGCCGAGGACGCCGACCGCAAGAAGAAGUGGUUCACGUACCUUGACAAGAAGAUGCAGGGCCGUAAGUGGCUGGCGGGGACGAGUGAACCAACAGUCGCUGACUUUCACGGGGUCUUCGCGUUCGAGUGGGUCCAAAAGAAGAACAUCGAUUUUUCAGAAUACCCGAACAUGACCAAGUGGUGGGCGGACAUUCGGGCGUAUCCGGUGGUUGCAGAGAUGUACAAGACGUGUGUGGAUGGGAGGAAGAUGAUCCCCUGA
Molecule: messenger RNA, 603 nt
Organism: Prorocentrum cordatum
Lineage: Eukaryota; Dinophyceae; Prorocentrales; Prorocentraceae
Source: the annotation of a GenBank genome assembly